AUGUUUCUGCAAACACAGAAAGGCGGCAUUGACCCUACCACGUCUGGGACUGAGGAGUGUACAGACUUCUUUCACUACCUGUACAGCCAGGGCAAGAAGGCGAGGACCAUCGACUUGGCCAAGUCAGCCCUUGUUGCCUACUUCAACGCCAGACGAGUGGCGCCGAACCCAGCACAGGACACAACUGCGCGCCACUACAUCGUUGGCCUUCAGAAGUACAACAAGCAGAACAAUGUGGACGAGGAAAAGAAGGCGCACCCGCUCACCGUGCAGGAGCUCUCAACACUUGUCAACGCAUUGGCCAAUCUGCACCCGUUCUUGGGCUCGAUGCUGCGAUUUCUCUUGGCUGUGAGCUUUCUCGGUUGCUUCCGCAUGAGUGAAGUACUUGCCCUACGGUGGAAUGAUGUGCAAAUCGUGUCGGAUCAAAUCGGAAGGUACCUAUCGGUACCACUGCGGUGGCACAAGAAGGCCGGUGUCGAGGAAGACUGUCAAGUGUACCACCUUGUUGACGAAACUUCAUUCCCAUGCCUUCUCGUGUGUGGCUUCCACGACGACUAUACUGCCAAGCUGCGGGCUUACUCACAAUGGGGUGCCAAGGGUUGA
This is a messenger RNA of Aphanomyces astaci, 603 nucleotides long. RefSeq lists its product as hypothetical. Bases 1 to 603 code for a protein of 200 amino acids. Lineage: Eukaryota; Oomycota; Saprolegniomycetes; Saprolegniales; Verrucalvaceae. The transcript is spliced from 2 exons. The record is from RefSeq and is a predicted model, not a curated record. Gene Ontology annotation, biological process: DNA recombination; DNA integration. Gene Ontology annotation, molecular function: DNA binding.